AUCCCGAUUGCGCAAUACACCCGGCUAUAUUUAAAGCAGCACUACUCUGCACAGGAGCGGCAUUUACAGCGUGGUUACGAUGCGAAACUAUUUGGUGUUCUAUUCGGUACUGGUUCUGAUACCAGAAGCCCUGCUCAUAUCAGAAGCCCUUUUCACACCACCUACAUACCAGUGGAAUGGUGUGACGUGUCAACAGUGUCGUCCCGGCACAUUUGUGAAACAGCACUGUACGAGGGAAAAGGAGACGCAGUGUGAGGCUUGUCCAGCCUUGUAUUACACGCAGUACUGGAACUACGUGGAUAAGUGCAGGUACUGCAACGUCUUCUGUGCGGAGAAACAAAUUGAGACGCAGCAGUGCAAUGCCACUCACAACAGGAAGUGCGAGUGCGAGUCAGGGUAUUACCUGGACUUUGAAUUCUGCACGAGGCAUUCUCCCUGCGCACCUGGAUCUGGCGUCGUCAGAAAUGGAACACCAUACCAGGACGUAACAUGUGCACCCUGUGAGGAAGGCUAUUUCUCAUCAAAGAGCUCCAGCACACAGCCUUGCCAGAAACACAAGGAAUGCGGAGAGGGUUUGCUAGUAUUGCUUCAUGGGAGUGAGAGCCAUGACACUUUGUGCACUACCUGCGAUAAAUAUGAGACACACAACGGGACAGUUGAAGGUACUGCAGGAAACAGAGACUGUGACACGGCUGUGGUGCAGUUUGUGGCUUAUCAGGAGAUUCACCCAAGGAAGCUAAGAAGGCUGUUUCAAUUGACCAGAGGCUAUAUAAAGAGAGAGGCUGAAGAGAAAGGGCAUCUCAGUCAGAAGCAUUUGAUGUCCCUGCUCUCCCUGCUCUCCAGUAUUAAACAAAAUGUAAACGGAACACCAUUCAUUAAUGUGAUCCUCCCAAUGCUAGAAAAGGCAAAGUUGCACAACAUAGUAAAAAAAGCGAAGGGGCGCUUUCUCAAUUAAAUAACUAUUUACGUAACAGUCUGGUAUUGAAGAAGUAGGUAUUAAAAAUACUGGAAAGUAGUAUCUGUUCUUCAUGGUCGUGAAUGACGCUGCAUAUUCGUAUGAUGGAUUUCCCCUUUUUACAACAAAUGAGAAAAUAAAUAUGAUAAACAAACUGGCGGAUUGUGUUUAUAUCCCCAGUAGAAAGAAAAGAGCAAACCCUAGCCUUGUCAAUAGAAGAUGGAGUCACAGUAUAAACAGCCUUCAGCUGUAGAUUGUUACAAGACUUCCACAACACAUAGCCAAGUUUGUUUUUGUUAGCUAAAUUAUGGAACAAUGUAGUAAAUAUACACCAAAGAAUCAUAUUCUAGUUUAACAUAAAACAAUUAAUGUGGGGUACUGCUCAAUAUUUUUGAUUACAUAUGUUAUAUACAUCAUUUAUACUUUUUGUGUAAAUAUGUGUAUAAAACAGAUAAACGUUGUAUUCAAAUAUUAUCAUUUGAGGGACAAUUUUAAAGAACGUGUAAAGGUUAUUUUUCAGAGGUGUAAAAUGUAUGGAUAUAAAAAUACUCUUAACAGUAUAUUAACCAUAUCCAUGCUAGCAUUCUAUUUGUAUUCCUUUCAGAAAGUGUUCCUUUGCACCUCCUUCAAAAUCAGACCCUAAAGCUCCAACCCUUUCAACACUGCAGACCAGCAUACAGGUCUACCUCUUUUCUGCAGAUCGCUUUAGUGAUAGAGAAAGUUGUGCACUCAGCGGUGAAAAAGUUCAAGGUUGAAUGUUUAGAACUAUUUUUAAAUAAAGUAAUAUAGGAAUAGUUUAGAUUGGUAACACAAUAAGCUAAAUUACCAGAGGUCAUUAUUGUAUAUUCUGUUUAACAUAUAUUAGUGUAAAACUUUGUGUAAAAGUUGUGACAAAGAAUAAAUACAUAUGAAUAAGGUCUUGGCUGACCCAGCUAGCAUUUAGGUAGUUUGAGAGUGUUAUGGUCUUACCUCAUAAUUUACGUUUUAGUGUUUAGUUAGCAAAAGAAAGUAAUGAAAACCCUUUUAACUUAUGAAUGACUGAGUUAAGGAAAUUGUAAUUUAAGUAGUAUGUUAAGUAGUUCACUCACAUAUUGCUUAUGGCUUCUUAAGAAAAGACUGCUGAAUUAUAUAUUUUAUCUCACUUUGUAGUUUUACCUGCCAUUUCAAACGUCAUCCACGUUAUUUAUUUUAGCAUUAUAGCAAAAUAAACUAUUUUUGUUACCAUCAAAA
Acipenser ruthenus (sterlet) is the source of this 2185-nucleotide messenger RNA. RefSeq names its product tumor necrosis factor receptor superfamily member 6B-like. The record is from RefSeq and is a predicted model, not a curated record. NCBI's taxonomy places the organism in Eukaryota, Metazoa, Chordata, Actinopteri, Acipenseriformes, Acipenseridae. The transcript is spliced from 4 exons. Bases 80 to 955 code for a protein of 291 amino acids. Gene Ontology annotation, molecular function: protein binding.